Helianthus annuus (common sunflower) is the source of this 813-nucleotide messenger RNA. RefSeq lists its product as uncharacterized. The transcript has 2 exons. The record is from RefSeq and is a predicted model, not a curated record. Lineage: Eukaryota; Viridiplantae; Streptophyta; Magnoliopsida; Asterales; Asteraceae. Bases 1 to 813 code for a protein of 270 amino acids.
AUGAUGAUGCGGGGUGUUUUUAAUUUCCAACCGAACUCGACACCACCCGUUCAACCCCAACCGAUCCCGACACAACCCGUUCAACAAUCCAAACCCGACGACCAUGUGGAGGUUGUUCCCGAAACCCAACCUCUUAUAGAAAAAGGUAAUAAUCAAACGGGUGACGGGUUUUGGACCAAGGUUUUGGCGAAGUUCCUCGAGCUUAUGGACCAAGGCCCGUAUCGAGAUAUCGAUUCGGUGUCGUCAAAGUGGCGAAAAAUGAACGGGUUCGUCAAUAAAUUUUACGAGGAGUAUAAUAAAAUAUAUACAAGUGGGCGUAAUAGCGGCAUGAGCGACGAGGAUGUGUUCAAACAAGCGUUGGAGAAGUAUAAGUCGAACAAUGGUAAUACCAACUUUGCACACGUUCGCGCGUGGAAAAUUUUGAAAACGCACCAAAAAUGGGCACCGAUUCCUAACGAGGUGGAGAUGGCGAAACGGCAAAAAAUAUCGGAAACGGGUAGUUUUAGCGCCGGUGGAUCGGACGCGAGGUGUCACAUUAACUUAAAUGAUGACGCCGACUUUGACGAAGAGGAAUACGCCGUACAUGAAGCGGAGCGUCCACCAGGCCGGGACAAAUCAAAGAAGGAGCGGGCCAAGGGGAAAGAAAAGGAAAAGGUGGACCCGAAGAUGGAAGAGUUUAUGGAACACCUUAAAACGUACACGAACGUCUCGGCCCAAAAGGCGAAGGCGAAGGAGCGGGCCGUCGAAGAAAAAACUCGUGUAGCGGUAGAAAAGUUACGCGAAAAGGUCCGAUUGUCGAAUGAGAAAAUCUGA